AACUUACGAUGCCCCAUGAACCUGCUGGAAUUUUCAGAACAGCUGCCAACAUUCCAAAGUUACAAUUGUGAUGUGAUUGUUGUAUCAGGCAACAAAAAUGUUUUCAAAUCAGAUUGGGUUGAGACACCUCACAAUGAACAAGGUGUCAGCAGCCUUAAGUUUCCAAUUUUAUUUGAUGCAACGGGAACGAUUCAUCAAGCUUAUGGGGUGGUGCCUGUAGCAAAUACAAUCGAAUGUGGAGGAUUUUUCAUAAUUGGUCCAGACCAAAAACUGUACCAUAUGUCCAUAAAUGAUCUUGCAGUACAAAUUAAGGCUGGAGAGGCUUUGAAAAUUCUCAAGACCCUACAAAAAUCUCACACAGUGUUUUCCCUGUUGCAGGGUGUUGCUCGCUUUCUAUUAUUGUCAUUCCAGGACCAGACUCGAGACUGCUGCGUCCGGGGGCGGUUUCGAGUAAUGCGCUUCUAG
This is a messenger RNA of Gryllus bimaculatus (two-spotted cricket), 465 nucleotides long. NCBI's taxonomy places the organism in Eukaryota, Metazoa, Arthropoda, Insecta, Orthoptera, Gryllidae. The record is from the annotation of a GenBank genome assembly.